AUGACACCCACCAACACCAAGGGCUCCAUUAUCACAAAGUCAGGGUACAAACUGACAACACAGAACACCAAUUUGGACCGGACAAUACAGAACACCAAUCUGGACCAGACAACACAGAACACCAAUUUGGACCAGACAACACAGAACACCAAUUUGGACCGGACAAUACAGAACACCAAUCUGGACCAGACAACACAGAACACCAAUUUAGACCAGACAACACAGAACACCAAUUUAGACCAGACAACACAGAACACCAAUUUAGACCAGACAACACAGAACACCAAUUUAGACCAGACAACACAGAACACCAAUUUGGACCGGACAAUACAGAACACCAAUUUGGACCAGACAACACAGAACACCAAUUUAGACCAGACAACACAGCACAUCAAUCUAGACCAGACAACACAGAACACCAAUUUAGACCAGACAACACAGAACACCAAUCUGGACAAGACAACACAGAACACCAAUUUAGACCAGACAACACAGAACACCAAUUUGGACCGGACAAUACAGAACACCAAUCUGGACCAGACAACACAUAACACCAAUUUGGACCAGACAACACUGUACACCAAUUUGGACCAGACAACACAUAACACCAAUUUGGACCGGACAAUACAGAACACCAUUUUGGACCAGACAACACAUAACACCAAUUUAGACCAGACAACACAGAACACCAAUUUAGGCCAGACAACACAGAACACCAAUUUAGACCAGACAACACAUAACACCAAUUUGGACCAGACAACACUGUACACCAAUUUGGACCAGACAACACAUAACACCAAUUUGGACCGGACAAUACAGAACACCAUUUUGGACCGGACAAUACAGAACACCAAUUUGGACCAGACAACACAGAACACCAAUUUGGACCGGACAAUACAGAACACCAAUCUGGACCAGACAACACAGAACACCAAUUUAGACCAGACAACACAGCACAUCAAUCUGGACCAGACAACACAGAACACCAAUUUAGACCAGACAACACAGAACACCAAUCUGGACCAGACAACACAGAACACCAAUUUGGACCGGACAACACAGAACACCAAUUUGGACCGGACAAUACAGAACACCAAUCUGGACCAGACAACACAGAACACCAUUUUGGACCAGAUAACACAGCACACCAAUCUGGACCAGACAACACAGAACACCAAUUUGGACCGGACAACACAGAACACCAAUCUGGACCAGACAACACAGAACACCAAUUUGGACCAGACAACACAGUCCACCAAUUUGGACCAGACAACACAGAACACCAAUUUGGACCAGACAACACAGUCCACCAAUUUGGACCAGACAACACAGAACACCAAUUUGGACCAGACAACACAGUCCACCAAUUUGGACCGGACAAUACAGAACACCAAUCUGGACCAGACAACACAGAACACCAAUUUAGACCAGACAACACAGAACACCAAUUUAGACCAGACAACACAGCACACCAAUCUGGACCAGACAACACAGAACACCAAUUUGGACCGGACAAUACAGAACACCAAUUUAGACCAGACAACACAGAACACCAAUUUGGACCGGACAAUACAGAACACCAAUCUGGACCAGACAACACAGAACACCAAUUUAGACCAGACAACACAGAACACCAAUUUAGACCAGACAACACAGAACACCAAUUUGGACCGGACAAUACAGAACACCAAUCUGGACCAGACAACACAGAACACCAAUUUAGACCAGACAACACAGAACACCAAUUUUGACCAGACAACACAGAACACCAAUUUAGACCAGACAACACAGUACACCAAUUUAGACCAGACAACACAGAACACCAAUUUGGACCAGACAACACAUAACACCAAUUUGGACCAGACAACACAGUACACCAAUUUGGACCAGACAACACAGAACACCAAUUUAGACCAGACAACACAGAACACCAAUUUUGACCAGACAACACAGUACACCAAUUUAGACCAGACAACACAGUACACCAAUUUGGACCAGACAACACAGAACACCAAUUUGGACCAGACAACACAUAACACCAAUUUGGACCAGACAACACAGUACACCAAUCUGGACCAGACAACACAGUACACCAAUUUGGACCAGACAACACAGUACACCAAUUUGGACCAGACAACACAGAACACCAAUUUAGACCAGACAACACAGUACACCAAUUUAGACCAGACAACACAGUACACCAAUUUGGACCAGACAACACAGUACACCAAUUUAGACCAGACAACACAGAACACCAAUUUGGACCAGACAACACAGAGCACUUAUUUGGACCAAAUAAUACAGCACACCAAUUUGGACCAGACAACACAGCACGUCAAUUUGGACUAG
Ylistrum balloti is the source of this 2349-nucleotide messenger RNA. RefSeq names its product hybrid signal transduction histidine kinase A-like. Bases 1 to 2349 code for a protein of 782 amino acids. NCBI's taxonomy places the organism in Eukaryota, Metazoa, Mollusca, Bivalvia, Pectinida, Pectinidae. The transcript is spliced from 2 exons. The record is from RefSeq and is a predicted model, not a curated record.